This is a messenger RNA of Pelagomonas calceolata, 1753 nucleotides long. Lineage: Eukaryota; Pelagophyceae; Pelagomonadales; Pelagomonadaceae. The record is from the annotation of a GenBank genome assembly.
CCUAAACACACUUAGGAUUCCCGGAGCGUGGAAAGUGGCUCUUUCAUCGCUAUUUGCAGCAAGAUUAAGCAUCGAAUAGCUGCCAGAACAUGACCAUCAAGCCGCUUCUUGCACUGGCAUGCGCUGCGGCGCCUGUCUCCGCGCUCAUCGCUCCGCGCAGCUCGCCUGUUAAGACAGCUCUCAGCAAGACAGCGCUGAGAGCGUGGGGACCCGAUUGGGAGCUCGAACCGGAGUCGACGUGCAUCCACGGCGGCUGGGCGCCCGACCCCGCCACCACCGCGCGCGCCGUGCCCGUCUACCGCACGGGCCCCUACCAGUUCGAGUCCACCGAAAAGGCCGCGAAGCUCUUUGCCCUGGCCGAGCUCGGCAACAUCUACAGUCGCAUCAUGAACCCGACGACGGACGUCCUGGAAAAGCGCAUGGCUUUGCUCGAGGGCGCGCCGGAGUUGGGUGGAUUAGGCGUGGCCUCGGGCACGAACGCGGCUUUUUAUUCCAUCAUCAACCUCGCCCAGGCGGGCGACAACAUCGUAAGUGCGAGAAAUUUAUACGGAGGCACGUACACGCAAUUCAAGGACAUCCUGCCGACCUUAGGCAUCACGGUGAAGUUCGUGGACUCGAACUCGCCGAGAGCCUUCGCUGAGGCCGCGGACGAGAAGACGCGGGCCUUCUUCACGGAGACCGUCAGCAACCCUGCGCUAGAUGUUGCAGACAUCAAGGCUAUCAGUGAAGAGGCCCACAAGAUUGGUCUGCCGCUGAUUGUCGACGACACGUUCACGACGCCCUACUUAUGUAGACCCUUCGACCACGGCGCCGACAUUAUUUGUCAUUCCCUCACGAAGUGGACGGGCGGCCACGACACGGCCAUUGGGGGAAUUGUGAUUGACAAGGGCACGUUCGACUGGUCGACGGGCAAGCACCCGCUGUUCACGGAGCCGGACACGUCCUACGGCGGGCUGCGGUGGGGCAUUGAUUUACCGGAGAUGCUCGCGCCCCUCGCGUAUAUUCUGCGCAUGCGCACGGUGCCCCUCCGUAACCUAGGAGGGUGCAUGUCGCCGGACAACGCGUGGAUGGCGUUACAAGGUAUUGAAACCUUGCCCAUGCGGAUGGAGAAACAUUGUGCGCGGCGGCGUCCGUUCCCUUCGAGUCGCGGCGAUGGCGUAGCGGUCGGACGCCGUCUGCGCGCGCGCCUCGACCCCCGCCGUUCGUACGCCAUCGAGUCGCGUGGAGGUGUCGGACACCGUCGACGCGCCGCGUCACUCGCCGCCCGCGCCGCAGGCGAGAACGCCAUGAAGGUGGCCACGCACCUGUCGAAGCACCCCAAAAUCGAGUGGGUCCGCUACCCGGGCCUGUCGCGUGAUCCCAUGCACCGGCUCCAGAAGACGUAUUUGAAGGGCAAGGGCGGUCCCCUGGUCGUAAUCGGCCUCAAGGGCGGCCGCGCCGCCGGCGAGAAGAUGAUCAACUCGCUCAAGCUCUUCUCGCACGUGGCCAACGUCGGCGACGCCAAAUCGUUAGCGAUCCACCCCGCGUCGACGACGCACUCGCAGCUCUCCGACGAGGAGCAGAUCGAGACAGGGCUUCCGCCCGAGCUCGUGCGCCUGUCCGUCGGCAUCGAGCACAUCGACGACAUCAUCAAGGACCUGAACCAGGCGCUGGCCCAGAUCGAGUGAUCAAGCUCCCCCCUUCGACCCCGACUACCCAAUCGACCACUUCGCGUGGCACGCUGGCCAGUUAGAAAAUAAGAAUUCGAAGACUA